GUCGUUUUGUUCGUUCAGUUCUGUUACCCUAAUUGAGGCACAUGUUUGGCUUGUUCUUGAACUUGUGGAGGCUGCAAUUGACUUCUUGUUGCAAUUGAUGGCAAGUACUGAAUGGUAUCCAUUGCAAUUGUUGGUAGCUCUUCAAAUAAUUCACUUUUGGAAUAAUUAUAAUUGUUGCUGAAGAGAGUUAAAUAAAGACCAGGAAUUUCACUGCCAGAAACGUUCAAUAUUAUGGAGAUUGAAGCCGACGCAAGAGAUAGUUCUCUCGUUCUGCUCAAGCAAGGAGCUGAAGCUAGGGUUUUUGAGUCUUCUUUUGUGGGAAGGAAAUCUGUUGUCAAGGAACGCUUCUCAAAGAAGUACAGGCAUCCAACUUUGGAUUCAAAAUUGACCCUCAAGCGCUUAAAUGCGGAGGCAAGGUGCAUGACCAAAGCAAGGCGACUUGGGGUUUGUACUCCUGUGCUGUAUGCUGUGGAUCCUGCUUUGCACACGUUAACAUUUGAAUAUGUUGAGGGCCCUUCUGUCAAAGAUGUGUUUCUUGAAUUCAGGUCACAUGUUGUCAAUAAAGAGUGGCUGGAUGAUAUUGCAUCCCAAAUUGGUGAUGCAAUUGGAAAGCUACAUGAUGGUGGUCUUAUUCAUGGUGAUUUAACAACAUCAAAUAUGUUACUGAAGAGUGAUACAAAGCAGUUGGUUCUUAUCGAUUUUGGUUUGAGCUUCACUUCAACUCUACCAGAAGAUAAGGCUGUUGAUUUGUAUGUUCUGGAAAGAGCUCUUAUUUCAAUGCAUUCGUCAUGUGGGAAUGUGAUGGAUCAGAUACUUGCUGCAUACAGGAAGUCAUCAAAGCAAUGGUCAUCCACAUUGAACAAACUUGCACAAGUGCGACAAAGAGGACGGAAGAGGACCAUGGUUGGAUGAAUCUUUAUCAAAUUUCAUUUCAUUAUUGAGAUAUAAAAGAGAUGGCAACUAUGGAUGUUAUGUAAUUUAUUUUUACAUUGUCUCUUUAUUGCAUAUUUGUAGUCUGCUUUUCUAACUGUUUAUAAAAAUGCAAUGACUUUUGAACUUUUUUUUGACAUUUAUUCCUACUGAGUGUGCAACUAACAAAUCAAAAUUGUUUGAAA
Molecule: messenger RNA, 1115 nt
Organism: Glycine soja
Lineage: Eukaryota; Viridiplantae; Streptophyta; Magnoliopsida; Fabales; Fabaceae
Product: EKC/KEOPS complex subunit TP53RK-like
Exons: 7
Coding region: 232-912 (226 amino acids)
Biological process (GO): protein phosphorylation
Cellular component (GO): EKC/KEOPS complex; cytosol; nucleus
Molecular function (GO): protein serine/threonine kinase activity; ATP binding
Source: RefSeq, a predicted model, not a curated record